Messenger RNA from Lotus japonicus, 719 nucleotides. Its product is annotated as mitochondrial pyruvate carrier 1. NCBI's taxonomy places the organism in Eukaryota, Viridiplantae, Streptophyta, Magnoliopsida, Fabales, Fabaceae. Gene Ontology annotation, cellular component: mitochondrial inner membrane. Gene Ontology annotation, biological process: pyruvate import into mitochondria. The coding region runs from base 182 to 508 and encodes 108 amino acids. The record is from RefSeq and is a predicted model, not a curated record. The transcript is spliced from 5 exons.
AAGGUAAGAAACGCGAGAGGUGAUGUCGUUUUACUAUCAUUGGUCAACUCAAUAAGGCUCCUCCCCACUCAGAUUUGGUCUGUCAUUCUCUUCCAAAAUCAACGGCGGCGAUUCUCCCUGCCACCACCAACCUCGCCCUCUCUGCCACCACUUUCACUUCAAGAAGUAGCGCUGGUAUCAUAUGGCUUCCUCCUUCCGAGCAUUCUUGAACAGUCCAAUUGGACCUAAAACAACUCACUUUUGGGGACCUGUUGCCAACUGGGGAUUCGUCGUAGCUGGAUUGGCUGACUUGAACAAACCUCCAGAAAUGCUAUCUGGCAACAUGACAUCAGCAAUGUGUGUCUAUUCAGCCUUGUUCAUGAGAUUUGCAUGGAUGGUUCAGCCACGAAACUAUCUACUUCUUGCGUGCCAUGCCUCCAAUGAGACAGUUCAACUCUAUCAUUUCACCCGUUGGGCAAAGUCACAGGGGUAUCUCUCGGGGAAGAAGGAGGAAGCUUCACCUCAGUGACUUGAAUCCUGAUGCUUAAAACUUUCCUGAAUGGGGAGUGCUUUGAAUUGAAUUUGUACUUGAACUUGUGAAUUUAUGAAUAAUUGAUUGUAAGAAGGGUCUUAUGGAAACUGUUAAAGAUUGAGAAUGUGCAAAGAGUAUGACUGAUCCAGAAGUAUUUGUGAAUCAUGGCUUUGAAAUUCAACUUAAUUAUACAGUUUAUUUUGAUUUA